ACAGGUUUGAUUGACGGGCAGGUUGUUAACCGUUGACGUCCUGCCGCCUGCUGGAGACUGAAGUCGCAACAGAGAAGACGAAUUUAACGACGCCAUUUUUCUGCUGCUAUUACGUUACGGCAUGUCAGAGAUGGCGCUGCGGCCCUUUUCUUUCCCAUCCCCAGAAACUCGCUUCUUUACAGCUGAUAGUUUAAUCUACAAGUUCAAGAUUAGAGGAGGAAACAGCUUCAGUGAAGAUGAGGUUUUGCAAGAAGGAAGCUUUGAUCAAGAAAUAGAGGAAAUUGUCAGAGCGGUCCUUGGCAACUUGGACUACCUCCAGCCCUUCUCCACUGAACAUUUCAUCGUUUUUCCUUACAAAAAGAACUGGGGGAAAGUGUGCAAACACGAUGCAAAGAAGCUGUCAUUCUACCCCUUUGCUAUCAUCCUCUACCUGGAGAAGAACACGUUCAGAGGGACUCAAAGAGAGAAGGAAAUGCAGCUCAUUCCCACUUUUUCUGAUGAGCCAAGGCCAAAGCGCAGUCGUGGGGACUCGCCACUAGAGGACGCUAUUAUUAAACGAUUAAUGAAAGACAUGGAGGCUGAAAGCAGUAAAUCAGUGCCUGGGACGGUGGACUUGGAGCAUCAGCACACAGUGAAGGAGGCAGUGCAGGAUUCAGCAACUACUGAAGAGCCUCAGAUGACACAGUUCACAGCAGAGAAGAACACGGCGCCUGAGAAACCAGGGAUUCUCAAGCAGCUCAUCAGAAAGGUCUUCCCUUUCAUCUUCAGACCUCCUGAAGAUUAAACAGAAACACGCCUCUAAUCCACUCCCUGGUGGUGCAGACCCAGAACUAAUAACUGUGCACAAUCCACCUGGGGAACGUUUUACCUGUGCACACCUGCUGGGAGAGAAAAAUGGCAGAGAACAUGCUACGAUGAGGCCUAUUAAAGAAUCCAGACCAAGAAGCCAAAUAACCAAAUUAUAAUCUGUUUAUUGUUUACCUGUGCUGUCUUUCAUUAACAGUUCAUUAGCUAUAAAUAUAAGAACAGUUCAUUGUUACAAAAACAACAUCACAACGAGUAGUAGAUGCAGAGUAGGCAAAUAUUUAUAUAAAGGAAGUAGGUAGUGCAUUAUUUUGUUUAAUUUGCCAUUUCCAACAGCCUUUGUUUAAUUUACAGAUAUUAUUUACAAAUGGUCAUUUAAGUUCAGAUUUAAAAUAAAUACAUUUUCUACAUUC
Molecule: messenger RNA, 1217 nt
Organism: Poecilia latipinna (sailfin molly)
Lineage: Eukaryota; Metazoa; Chordata; Actinopteri; Cyprinodontiformes; Poeciliidae
Gene: majin
Product: membrane anchored junction protein
Exons: 12
Coding region: 122-784 (220 amino acids)
Biological process (GO): homologous chromosome pairing at meiosis; meiotic attachment of telomere to nuclear envelope
Cellular component (GO): nuclear inner membrane
Molecular function (GO): DNA binding
Source: RefSeq, a predicted model, not a curated record